This is a messenger RNA of Entrophospora candida, 810 nucleotides long. Lineage: Eukaryota; Fungi; Glomeromycota; Glomeromycetes; Entrophosporales; Entrophosporaceae. The record is from the annotation of a GenBank genome assembly.
AUGGAACAAGGAAAUGUUCAUUCGGUUCUUUUCGAAAAAUCAGAUAUGUACAACUAUAAUACACCAGAAGAUUUACAGUUUUACACAACCAACUAUGGAGAUCCCAAUACUUAUUCAGCACAAGUAAAUACAGGGUAUUUUGGACAACCAACUACUCAAGCCUAUAUGCAUCACAAUGAAUUUCAUACUAGUGGAAAUUUUUGGAGCGCAUUUGGCACGGGUGGAUUUGCUGACGAACCGCCCUUAUUAGAAGUGUUGAAUCCACUUAAAACAAUCGAUAAGCACAUAAUGGAUGAUACUGAUUUAGCAGGGCCACUUAUAUAUUGUUUAAUAUUUGGUGUUUCUUUAUUACUGACAGGGAAAGCACACUUUGGAUACAUUUAUGGUGUGGCACUUCUUGGAUGGUUAUCUAUUUAUUUAAUAUUGAAUCUUAUGAGUGAUUUAGGAAUAGAUAUAUAUCGUACAGCAAGUGUAUUAGGUUAUUGUCUAUUGCCUUUAACAUUAUUAAGUUGUAUUGGCAUUGGUAUACCUCUAUGUGGGCCUAUUGGAAUUAUGGCUUCAACGCUUGCAAUAAGUUGGUGCACAUAUUCAUCUUCUACAAUAUUUCGGCAAGGAAUGGAUUUGAAUAAUUUAGAAUUAGAAUUUGUUGAAAAUAAUGAGAAAAAGUUGAGAAAACAGCUGCUCAUGAUAUCAGUUAUCAAUUCUUUUGAGGAUUUGGUUGAUUCAGAAGAACAAUUUGAUUCUGGAAAUGCAAUUGCAAAUAAUGCAAAUAAUAUCAAUGAAGUUUCACCACUUAGCAAUAGCAUCUAA